This is a messenger RNA of Mugil cephalus (flathead mullet), 7133 nucleotides long. RefSeq names its product calcium channel, voltage-dependent, L type, alpha 1F subunit a (gene cacna1fa). Gene Ontology annotation, biological process: calcium ion import across plasma membrane. Bases 360 to 6536 code for a protein of 2058 amino acids. The transcript has 47 exons. The record is from RefSeq and is a predicted model, not a curated record. Gene Ontology annotation, molecular function: high voltage-gated calcium channel activity. NCBI's taxonomy places the organism in Eukaryota, Metazoa, Chordata, Actinopteri, Mugiliformes, Mugilidae. Gene Ontology annotation, cellular component: voltage-gated calcium channel complex; membrane.
CGAGUUUGCGUUAAUAUUCCUCGCCGCUGUGUGCCUGCGUUGAUAAGAAGAAAUUACACGUUGCAAUUAGUCGCGGCGAGAACUUACCAAAACAAACAAACAGAAAAAAAAAGCGGCUUUAAUUGGAUUUCUGGGCUCCAAGCGCUCGGUGAGCCGGAAUGGCCCGUAGCCUCUCAGCUGCACCGGAGCUCUGCAUGUGGAUAUGAGAUGACAGGCUGCACAUGGUUCUUUCUUUUAACCUCUGGAAAGUUCGCGAUUUGGAGGCCAAAUUCGCAUCUGUGAUCCAUUACGCAUCACAGAUCCGGUGUGGAGUUGAUGGUGCGUUUUUUGGAGUGAUUUCGUGGCGUUAAACUGCGGGGAUGGACGCAGCAAAGAAAGAUGCCCCCCCUGGGGGCGAUGCGGGCAAGUCAGACACCCUGGGGUCAACUGGCUCCGCCAGAAAAAGAGGUGGGGGGGCCAAGAAGGCAAUGCAGGCAAACAAGUCUGCCCUCAGGGCCCCCCGAGCUCUUUGCUGCCUCACUCUAAGCAACCCCAUCCGCAUGGCAGCACUGGCCCUGGUGGAGUGGAAGCCCUUUGAUAUUUUCAUUCUUCUUGCCAUUUUUGCCAACUGCGUGGCCAUGGGCGUCACCAAGCCGUACCCAGACGAUGAUUCCAACGCUACCAAUCACAAACUGGAACAAGUCGAGUAUGUCUUUCUCGUCAUCUUCACCAUCGAGACCUUCACUAAAAUCCUUGCCUACGGCUUAGUCAUGCACCCCAGCGCCUACAUACGCAGCGGAUGGAACUUGCUUGAUUUUGUCAUCGUCAUCGUCGGGUUGUUCAGUGUGAUAGCGGAGGCCAUGACGGAUCACAAGCCGGGAGAGGCUCAUCACGCUGCAGGAAAACCUGGAGGCCUGGAUGUCAAAGCGCUCAGAGCGUUCAGGGUGUUGCGACCGCUUCGACUCGUGUCAGGAGUGCCAAGUUUACAAAUUGUGUUGAACUCCAUCAUGAAGGCCAUGGUCCCCCUCCUCCACAUCGGUAUGCUGGUCAUGUUUGUCAUCAUCAUCUACGCCAUCAUCGGCUUGGAGCUUUUCAUCGGCAGGAUGCACAAGACGUGCUACUUCGCCAGCACAGGUCUCAUGGUGGAGGACGACCCGUCGCCUUGCGCGUUUGCCGGGAACGGCCGCUUCUGUCUCAGCAAUGGGACUGAGUGCAGGGGCAAGUGGGAGGGCCCCAACGGUGGUAUCACAAACUUUGACAACAUUUUCUUUGCCAUGCUGACGGUCUUCCAGUGCAUCACCAUGGAGGGCUGGACAGAUGUACUCUACUGGAUGAAUGACGCCAUUGGCUUCGAGAUUCCGUGGAUCUACUUUGUAUCCCUGGUCAUCUUUGGGUCAUUUUUCAUCAUCAAUCUUGUAUUGGGUGUGUUGAGCGGAGAGUUCUCCAAGGAAAGAGAGAAGGCCGUGGCGCGUGGGGAGCUGCAGAAGGCGCAGGAGAGCAAACAGAUGGAGGAGGACAUGAUCGGCUACAUGGACUGGCUCAUAGAGGCCGAAGAUGUGGACGAAGAAGGGAACAAACGAGCUGCGAUUGCGAAGAAAAAGAUGAUGAAGAAGUUCGGCUGGUACAAACGCAGUGAGGAUGGCGGAGAGUCGGACUCUGAUGACGAUAUCGCAUACCUCGACGACGACAAUGGCUGCUGUGCGUCUCUCAUGGCAAAGAUGAUGGCCAAUAGCUUCUGUGACCAGUUAUGUCAGCUGAACCACACUUUAAGGAAGAACUGUCGUGUUGCGGUCAAGACCACCAACUUCUACUGGUUGGUGCUCCUGUUGGUGUUUCUCAACACUGUGGCCAGCGCCUCUGAACAUUACGGGCAGCCAAAGUGGCUCACAGAAAUGCAAGAGCGAGCCAAUAAGGUCCUGCUGCUGCUGUUCACCCUGGAGAUGUUGAUGAAGAUGUACGCCUUUGGCCUGCAGAUCUAUUUCAUAGCGCUCUUCAACCGCUUCGAUUGUUUCGUGGUGUGCGGCGGCAUUCUUGAGACGCUCCUCGUAGAGAUGGAGGUCAUCCCGCCGAUCGGCAUCUCCGUGCUGCGCUGCAUCCGGCUGCUCAGGAUAUUUAAAAUGACGCGGCACUGGGCUGCCCUUUCUGAUCUGGUCAAUUCACUGCUCAACUCCAUGAAAGCUAUCUGCUCCCUUCUGCUGCUGCUCUUCCUCUUCCUCAUCAUCUUCGCCUUGCUGGGUAUGCAGCUGUUUGGAGGCAAAUUCAACUUCGAUGAAACUCAGAUGAAGAGAAGUACCUUUGACUCAUUCCCUCAGGCUCUGCUCACGUGCUUCCAGAUCCUAACCGGAGAGGACUGGAACGCUGUGAUGUACGACGGCAUUAUGGCAUACGGAGGGCCAAUCUUCCCUAACAUGGUGGUGUGCAUUUACUUCGUCAUCCUCUUUGUCUGUGGUAACUACAUCCUGCUUAACGUCUUCUUGGCUAUCGCCGUGGACAACUUGGCUGGAGGCGGCGGGAAGAAAGAAGUCGAAGAGAAGAAGGAAGAGGAAGAAGAGUGGGACGAGGAUGAAGAGAAAGAGGAUGAAGACGCAGGGAACGACGAGGAUGAUUGGCAGGAGAACGAGGAGCUCAGAGCCAUCGAGGGACUGGAGGGAGUCGCUCCCUUGAAGCCGGAGUUCUCGGGGCCCAAAGAAAAGAUCGUGCCCAUCCCAGAUGGAAGCUCCUUCUUCAUUCUUGGGAAGAAAAACUGUUUGCGAGUCGCCUGCCACAACCUCAUCCAUCACCCCUACUUCACCAACUUCAUCCUCAUCUUCAUCAUCCUCAGCAGUAUAUCACUGGCUGCUGAGGAUCCAAUUAAAUCCCACUCGUUCAGGAAUAUUGUGCUGGGAUAUGCCGAUUAUGUUUUCACUUCAGUUUUCACUGUGGAGAUCGUACUAAAGAUGACAGUCUACGGAGCUUUCCUGCACUCGGGCUCUUUCUGUAGAAACGCCUUCAACCUCCUGGACCUGCUGGUGGUCAGCGUGUCACUCACAUCUUUCUUCCUGCACUCAAGUGCGAUCUCUGUGGUGAAGAUUCUCCGAGUGCUUCGAGUGCUCAGGCCUCUUCGAGCCAUUAACAGAGCCAAAGGACUAAAGAAUGUGGUGCAAUGCGUGUUUGUGGCGAUCCGCACCAUCGGCAACAUCUUGAUUGUCACGACGCUCCUUCAGUUCAUGUUUGCUUGUAUUGGAGUUCAGCUUUUUAAGGGACGGUUUUACAGCUGCACUGAUGAAGCCAAACACACUCCAGAUGAGUGCAAGGGAACAUUUGUGGUCUAUAAAGACGGAGAUAUGAACCACCCCAUGGUCAGAGAGCGCAUUUGGCAAAACAGCGAUUUCAACUUCGACAAUGUGCUGAUGGGCAUGUUGGCUUUAUUCACCGUGUCAACGUUUGAAGGCUGGCCACAGCUUCUGUACCGCGCCGUGGAUGCCAACGCCAUAAACCGAGGUCCUAUUUACAACUACCGAGUGGAAAUCUCCAUCUUUUUCAUCAUCUACAUAAUCAUCAUCGCCUUCUUCAUGAUGAACAUCUUCGUGGGUUUUGUCAUCAUCACGUUUCGGGAGCAAGGAGAGGCCGAGUUCAAAAACUGUGAACUCAACAAAAAUCAACGUCAGUGCGUGUAUUACGCGCUGAAAGCUCAACCUAUUAAGAUUUACAUUCCCAAAAACCCGUCGCAGCUCAAAUUCUGGAGAAUUAUCAACUCCAGCCAGUUUGAGUACAUCAUGUUUGUGCUGAUUCUGGGGAACACCCUCACUCUGGCCGUACAGCAUUACGAGCAGUCAAAGCUAUUCACCUCCAUCAUGGACAUCCUCAACAUGAUCUUCACUGUGGUUUUCACCAUAGAGAUGAUUAUCAAGUUACUGGCUCUGCGGGUUCAUCACUAUUUCAUCGAUCCGUGGAACUCGUUUGACGCCCUCAUCGUCGUUGGCAGCGUGUUGGACAUUGCAGUCUCUGAGUUCAGUGGAGGAGGCGGCCACGGUGAGGGCAGUGGGAAAGAGAGCGGUAAAGUGUCCAUCACGUUCUUCCGUUUAUUCCGAGUGCUGAGGUUGGUUAAAUUGCUCAGCAAAGGAGAGGGCAUUCGAACUCUUCUCUGGACUUUUGUGAAGUCCCUCCAGGCCUUGCCUUAUGUCGGCCUCCUCAUCGCCAUGAUCUUUUUCAUCUACGCCGUCAUUGGUAUGCAGACGUUUGGGAAGGUGGCUGUUGAUGACGACACGCACAUCAACAGAAACUGCAACUUCCAGACUUUCUUCAUGGCCGUUCUGGUACUUUUCAGGUGUGCCACAGGAGAGCAGUGGCAGGAGAUCAUGCUGGCAGCUCUCCCUGGCAGACGCUGUGACCCGGAGGCCGACACUGAGCCCGGUGAAGAGUUCAACUGUGGAAGCAACUUGUCCUACAUCUACUUCAUCAGCUUCUUCAUGCUCUGCGCUUACCUGAUCAUCAACUUGUUCAUUGCCGUCAUCAUGGACAACUUUGAAUAUCUGACGCGAGACUGGACCGUGCUCGGUACUCACCACCUGGACGAGUUCAAGAGAGUUUGGUCCGACUACGAUCCAGAGGCCACCGGUCGUAUAAAACACAUUGACGUAGUCACCAUGCUGCGCAGGAUUCAGCCGCCUCUUGGCUUCGGAAAACUAUGUCCUCAUCGUGUAGCUUGCAAGAGACUGGUCGCUAUGAAUGUCCCACUGCACCCUGAUGGGACAGUCACCUUCAACGCUACUCUGUUUGCUCUCGUGCGAACCUCACUCAAGAUCAAGACUGAAGGCCCCAUCGAUCAGCAGAAUGAAGAGCUGAAGGUGAUCAUUAAGAAGCUCUGGAAGCGCACCAAGCCGAAACUCAUUGAUGAGGUCAUUCCUCCCCCUAGAGGAGACGAGGUGACUUGUGGCAAGUUUUACGCCAGCUUCUUGAUUCAAGACUAUUUCAAAAAGUUCCGGAAGAGAAAAGAAAGAGAGAGGAAAUCCAAAAAGAAGGACAAGGCGGCUUCUCUGCAGCAAGGGCUGCGGACGCUCCAGGACCUGGCUCCAGAGAUGCGUCUGGCGAUGGCCUGUGACCUGGAAGAAGAGGAGGCGGCGGACGGAGAGAUGACAGGCGACGAGAUAUUUGACAGUGAGGCCGGAACGUCUGCGACCAACACUCGAGCCAGCACGCCAAUGCCAACUCUGGACAUGCUGGUAGAGCAGACGGCCGUGUUCGUCGAACCCGAGCCCAAGGUCGCCAACGGGGGGGUGGUCACCGAGCAGGUGACGGGUUUGCAGGAUCACCAAUGGCCGGGAUCGGAGCUGGCAGGUGUCAGCGUUGUGAGAGAGCAGCCAGUGAAGUCCGAACCCCUGCCCACCAGGGUGGACUCCAUCAGUGACCUGCCACCUCCUUCUCCUCUUCCUCCUCCUCCUCCCCCUGAGGUACCGAGUGGAGGGCAGGUCGCAGCUGAGGAGCAUGUGGCUUAUGGCAGCGAAGUAGAUGUUGCAAGUCUAGCAUCAAUGGACAGGUAUGUGUAUCCAGAAGCUGUGUCUCCCGUCCCAACCGAGACAGGCUACAAUGUCCAGAGUUUGGAAACGGCGGGCAGCAUCGGGGAAAUACCUUACGAUGGCCACAAUGCCAACGGCUUUGUCGGCAACGGUUACGGUGACGCCAACAUGAAUGGAAGCAGCGUCGCUCCAAGUCCUACUCCCUACGCAACCGACGGAUACAAUGGAAACGGAUACGCCGGCUACAAUGAGAACGGCAGCAUCAUCAGCAACAACGGCAACGGAAGUGCGAUGAACGGCUUCAAUGAGAAUGGCAGCAUCGUCAGCGGUUACAAUGAGAACGGCUACAACGAAAGUCAGAGCAACGGUUCACACUUCAGGAGGCGGCUACUUCCCAGCAUACCGAAAGGUCAUAAGCCGGCCUUUAACUUCCAGUGUCUGAGGCCACAGAGCAGUGUGGACAACCUCCCCAUCCCAGGAAACUACAACGGGAACACGUCUCCAUCCAGAUCCCGUCUACAGGCCCAGCACAGCCUGGACUCCCGGCCCAGCAGCGUGUCCUCCAUGUCCUCUGCCUCCUGGGUGAACACAACAGCAGCUGGCACCACUCCUGUUCCAGGAAUAAUUGCCCCCACAGGGCGGAGGGGCAAACUCAUCUACACGCCUAUGAUCCUGGUGGACGAAGCCACCGGUGCCAGUCAGCCGCUGUGGAGCGACGGCUCCGCCAGCCUCCCAGCAGGAAGACGUCCAGGCUGGUACCCCGGUCAGACCAAGACCUUCACCAGCGUGAGGAUGCCACCUCCCACCCACCAGGGCUUCAUUAACAAGGGCAGCGCGGACAGCCUGGUCGAGUCGAUCUUGAUCUCUGAGGGUCUCGGCAUGUACGCCAGGGACCCAAAGUUUGUGAGCUUUGCCAAGCGGGAGAUAGCCGAGGCCUGUCACAUGAGCCUGGAUGAAAUGGAGAACGCCGCCGCCGACCUGAUAGCACGCGGAGCCAGUCAGUCGAUUUCUCGCUUCGAGGAGGAACUGGCCGACGAGAUGAACUGUGUGAUUUCUUACUGAGAACUGUGUGUGAGAAGAGGAAAAAUGUGUAAAAGUUGUAAUAUGAAAAAAAGAGAACAGGGACAUGUGUGUUUAUAUGUGUUAUGAGGGUGAAAAAAAGCAAUAUUUUUUGGGGUUUUUUUGUUGAGCACAGUAUGUCUCUGUUUGUAAAUGCCAAAACGCACACACUGACGUUAAGAGCUCAUGUCAGUGUGUGGCAGGACUCAACAAGGUUUCCCUCUGAACUGAUGAACAUGUUGACUUUACGUAGGAGUCCGCUGAAUACAACAGCAAACUGUGGCUCUUAGCAUUAUUAUAUUGAAAGAGCUUCUUUUGUUUUGCAUCGUACUCUCAUUUUGUACUCACUUGAAUUGUUGUGACUUUAUACAUUUGUGUGUCCAGUUGCAAUUAACUGUAAAAUAAGAAUAUAUUGAACCAAUACAUGUAGAUCUAUGAAUCCUCUUUACUUUUACACGGGUCCUGAGACCCAGAGUGUCCAACAGCUAUUUUAGAGACACAACCCUUGUUGAAUAUCUUCUAAGGUGCAAACUUAUUGUAAUAAUAUGGCAGUUCUAUGGCUAACCAAUGUACAUAAAUAAAAUGUUGUGUUUUCUCAAA